CCGCACACAGCUUCCGUGCAGUGGGCAGAGCCCGGCCCCGCGCGCGCCCCGCCCCGCCCCUGGCUAGCCGCGCCCGCCCCCGCGCUCCUGCUCCCUCCCCUCUUUCCCUCCCCGCCUCCCCGGCGCGCACCCCUCCCCUCGCGCCCCUCCCGCGCCCUACAUCCACCGCCCGGCGGAGGGGGCUCAGUCCGCAGCCGCCGCCGCCACCGCCGCGCUUCGGCCUCGGUGCAGGCAGCGGCCGCCGCCGCGGAGACAGCUGCGCGGGCGAGCAUCCCCACGCAGCACCUUGGAAGUUGUUUUCAACCAUAUCCGGCCUUUGCCGAAUACAUCCUAUCUGCCACACAUCCAGCGUGAGGAUGCAAAAUUGUAUAUAUGCUGCGAUUGUAACUUGCAAAGUGAUAUGUACCUGUGGACAAGAACUAGAAGGCACAAGGAAAAAAUGUCCCUCCAGCUACAAGGUGGGCACCAUGGCAGAGAAAUUUGACUGCCACUACUGCAGGGAUCCCUUGCAGGGGAAGAAGUAUGUGCAAAAGGAUGGCCACCACUGCUGCCUGAAAUGCUUUGACAAGUUCUGUGCCAACACCUGUGUGGAAUGCCGCAAGCCCAUCGGUGCGGACUCCAAGGAGGUGCACUAUAAGAACCGCUUCUGGCAUGACACCUGCUUCCGCUGUGCCAAGUGCCUUCACCCCUUGGCCAAUGAGACCUUUGUGGCCAAGGACAACAAGAUCCUGUGCAACAAGUGCACCACUCGGGAGGACUCCCCCAAGUGCAAGGGGUGCUUCAAGGCCAUUGUGGCAGGAGAUCAAAACGUGGAGUACAAGGGGACCGUCUGGCACAAAGACUGCUUCACCUGUAGUAACUGCAAGCAAGUCAUCGGGACUGGAAGCUUCUUCCCUAAAGGGGAGGACUUCUACUGCGUGACUUGCCAUGAGACCAAGUUUGCCAAGCAUUGCGUGAAGUGCAACAAGGCCAUCACAUCUGGAGGAAUCACUUACCAGGAUCAGCCCUGGCAUGCCGAUUGCUUUGUGUGUGUUACCUGCUCUAAGAAGCUGGCUGGGCAGCGUUUCACCGCUGUGGAGGACCAGUAUUACUGCGUGGAUUGCUACAAGAACUUUGUGGCCAAGAAGUGUGCUGGAUGCAAGAACCCCAUCACUGGGAAAAGGACUGUGUCAAGAGUGAGCCACCCAGUCUCUAAAGCUAGGAAGCCCCCAGUGUGCCACGGGAAACGCUUGCCUCUCACCCUGUUUCCCAGCGCCAACCUCCGGGGCAGGCAUCCGGGUGGAGAGAGGACUUGUCCCUCGUGGGUGGUGGUUCUUUAUAGAAAAAAUCGAAGCUUAGCAGCUCCUCGAGGCCCGGGUUUGGUAAAGGCUCCAGUGUGGUGGCCUAUGAAGGACAAUCCUGGCACGACUACUGCUUCCACUGCAAAAAAUGCUCCGUGAAUCUGGCCAACAAGCGCUUUGUUUUCCACCAGGAGCAAGUGUAUUGCCCCGACUGUGCCAAAAAGCUGUAAACUGACAGGGGCUCCUGUCCUGUAAAAUGGCAUUUGAAUCUCGUUCUUUGUGUCCUUACUUUCUGCCCUAUACCAUCAAUAGGGGAAGAGUGGUCCUUCCCUUCUUUAAAGUUCUCCUUCCGUCUUUUCUCCCAUUUUACAGUAUUACUCAAAUAAGGGCACACAGUGAUCAUAUUAGCAUUUAGCAAAAAGCAACCCUGCAGCAAAGUGAAUUUCUGUCCGGCUGCAAUUUAAAAAUGAAAACUUAGGUAGAUUGACUCUUCUGCAUGUUUCUCAUAGAGCAGAAAAGUGCUAAUCAUUUAGCCACUUAGUGAUGUAAGCAAGAAGCAUAGGAGAUAAAACCCCCACUGAGAUGCCUCUCAUGCCUCAGCUGGGACCCGCCGUGUAGACACACGACAUGCAAGAGUUGCAGCGGCUGCUCCAACUCACUGCUCACCCUCUUCUGUGAGCAGGAAAAGAACCCUACUGACAUGCAUGGUUUAACUUCCUCAUCAGAACUCUGCCCUUCCUUCUGUUCUUUUGUGCUUUCAAAUAACUAACACGAAUUUCCGGAAAAUUAACAUUUGAACUUAGCUGUAAUUCUAAACUGACCUUUCCCCGUACUAACGUUUGGUUUCCCCGUGUGGCAUGUUUUCUGAGCGUUCCUACUUUAAAGCAUGGAACAUGCAGGUGAUUUGGGAAGUGUAGAAAGACCUGAGAAAACGAGCCUGUUUCAGAGGAACAUCGUCACAACGAAUACUUCUGGAAGCUUAACAAAACUAACCCUGCUGUCCUUUUUAUUGUUUUUAAUUAAUAUUUUUGUUUUAAUUGAUAGCAAAAUAGUUUAUGGGUUUGGAAACUUGCAUGAAAAUAUUUUAGCCCCCUCAGAUGUUCCUGCAGUGCUGAAAUUCAUCCUACAGAAGUAACCGCAAAACUCUAGAGGGGGAGUUGAGCAGGCGCCAGGGCUGUCAUCAACAUGGAUAUGACAUUUCACAACAGUGACUAGUUGAAUCCCUUGUAACGUAGUAGUUGUCUGCUCUUUGUCCAUGUGUUAAUGAGGACUGCAAAGUCCCUUCUGUUGUGAUUCCUAGGACUUUUCCUCAAGAGGAAAUCUGGAUUUCCACCUACCGCUUACCUGAAAUGCAGGAUCACCUACUUACUGUAUUCUACAUUAUUAUAUGACAUAGUAUAAUGAGACAAUAUCAAAAGUAAACAUGUAAUGACAAUACAUACUAACAUUCUUGUAGGAGUGGUUAGAGAAGCUGAUGCCUCAUUUCUACAUUCUGUCAUUAGCUAUUAUCAUCUAACGUUUCAGUGUAUCCUUACAGAAAUAAAGCAGCAUAUGAAUAA
This is a messenger RNA of Gorilla gorilla gorilla (western lowland gorilla), 2839 nucleotides long. RefSeq names its product four and a half LIM domains 1 (gene FHL1). The transcript has 9 exons. The coding region runs from base 357 to 1439 and encodes 360 amino acids. NCBI's taxonomy places the organism in Eukaryota, Metazoa, Chordata, Mammalia, Primates, Hominidae. The record is from RefSeq and is a predicted model, not a curated record. Gene Ontology annotation, molecular function: transmembrane transporter binding. Gene Ontology annotation, biological process: muscle organ development.